AUGGAGGCCUCGCCGACCAAGAGACGCGCGUUGGCAACGCUAGAUAUCAAUGCCAACUCCCCCGCAGCCAGCAACAAGAUCGCCCAACUGAAGGCCCCGCGGCCACGCGACGCACCUGGCAUCAAGAGGAGCGUAGACGUUGCAGACGAGCCGGCGCCCAAGAGAGCAUGCACGCCCGCUUCCCGCUGCGGGUCGGCCAAGCCGAACGACGAUACGCCUGCUCACGACAGGCGCGACUCAGCCUCGCCCGAGACCUCAUCCAUCUUUGACAACUCAGUCGUCGACACCUCGCAGGCAACAUGUAUAACCGAGGUGGACGCGGAAGCCGUGGCGUCUCCGCCGCGACUCCCCCGGCGCCCGACGCUUACACGCGACGAGGCGCGGCAGAAGGCCGAGAUCUUGCGCCUCAGGCUCGGUCUCGCGGGCUACAAGCUACGGACUGGGCAGGAGGAUGUCCCCCUCGAGCGACUGCGGGUGCGCCAGCUCCCCGGCGAGAGGAGUCAGCCGCGCCGGGGUGCUGCGCGUCCGGCCCCGCAAAGCAGGCCGGCGGAGAGGCUACAGGCCGCGCCGACGGGCACGGUGCCGAUGGCGCACGCGCGACCCUCCUCCCACGCUCAUCCGUCGCCCGAGAAGAACCUGCUCCCCAGACUGCCGCCGGCGGCCUUCAACACGCCGACGCGGUCACGGUUCGACAGCGACGAGACGCUCACCAGUAGUGCCAUCAAGGGAGGCGCCGCCAAGGGACUCCUCAGCCUAUCCCGGGGGAUGAAGUAG
Messenger RNA from Neoarthrinium moseri, 774 nucleotides. RefSeq lists its product as uncharacterized. The transcript has a single exon. Bases 1 to 774 code for a protein of 257 amino acids. The record is from RefSeq and is a predicted model, not a curated record. Lineage: Eukaryota; Fungi; Ascomycota; Sordariomycetes; Amphisphaeriales; Apiosporaceae.